Molecule: messenger RNA, 1689 nt
Organism: Daucus carota subsp. sativus
Lineage: Eukaryota; Viridiplantae; Streptophyta; Magnoliopsida; Apiales; Apiaceae
Product: nuclear transcription factor Y subunit A-10
Exons: 6
Coding region: 178-1173 (331 amino acids)
Biological process (GO): regulation of transcription by RNA polymerase II
Cellular component (GO): CCAAT-binding factor complex
Molecular function (GO): DNA-binding transcription factor activity, RNA polymerase II-specific; DNA binding
Source: RefSeq, a predicted model, not a curated record
CUGGCCGUCUCUCCCUUCUUCUCUCUCUCUCUCUCUCUCUCUCUCUCUCUCUCUCUCUCUGCUUCAUAUUGUACAGACAUGGCUCCUAGUAAAUGGGGUUUCUCUGCUUAAGUUAUUUCUGAAUUGUUUGACUUGGGUGGGAUUUCUAGUAAGUUGUAUCUAGUUUGAGAAUCAAAAAUGACGACGAUGCAUUCUGUAUAUUUCAAAGAACAUGAAGGGGUUCAGGACUCCAUCGGUCACUUAUCAUCUGCUUCAGCCCCGUGGUGGACUGGGCUAGGGACUCAAUUGCCAUAUGCUGAUACUGGUAGCCAAUUGAGGUCGCCGUCUGUGGAUAACAAUUUCAAUGGAGAUCAAUACACUGCUACUAAGUUUGGGGAGCAAUGCAUGGAACAAGGGUCUGAGAAAGGGAACACAUCUCAUUUCACCAUCUUUCCUGGUAGUUCUCUUAGUGGUCACUCCAAAAGUCCAGCAAAUGGACCAAAACUUCUGCCAUCUCAGGCCGCCUUUUCCAUGCAGGCGACUUCACCAGAUUAUCAUGGCCACUUUGAGCUAGGAUUUGUACCACCUGUGAUCUCUGCCAAGUAUCCAUAUGGAGAACAGUUCUAUGGAGUCUUUUCAACUUACGGGCCUGAAAUUACGGGCCGGGUUAUGCUGCCACUGAAUUUAACCACUGAUGAUGGACCAGUAUUUGUGAAUGCCAAACAGUAUCAUGGAAUAAUCAGGCGCCGGAAGUCCCGUGCAAAGGCAGAGCUGCAGCAAAAACUGACCAAAAAUCGUAAGCCCUAUUUGCAUCUUUCUCGCCACCUUCAUGCUAUGCGCCGACCUAGGGGCUGUGGUGGUCGCUUCCUAAACACAAAAGAGAAAUGUAAGGAAGGAAACAACUCAAAAAUGACUGGAAUGGGACAACUUUGUCAGUCUACUGGUUCUCAGAGUUCGGACGUUCUACAGUCUGAUAGCAGUCUCUCUCCAAGAGAGGCAAUUCACAUCAGGUCUAAUCUUUCUGGCUCGGAGGCUACUAGCAUGUUCUCCAUGGCUGAUCUGAACAACUUUCCCAUUAACAAUAUGCAAGCAUCCAUCCUGUCUCUCUCUAGUAUGAUGAAUACUGGACAUGGCAUUGUCAUGCCUAGCAAGUGGAUUGCAGCGGCAGACAACUGCCGCAACCUUAAAAUGUGACAACUACGAUGGGGUUGGUGUCAAAUUGUUGGCACGAAAUCCCAUCAAAUCUGUGACCAAGUGCUGGGGUCUGUUGCAUUUAGUCCCCCUUUUGGUUGCAGAGGCAAAUCAUCCUUGGCUUCUGCAUUAAAGUUGUCUCUGCCAACCCAUAUCACUCUGAAUAUUGGGUUUAGUCAGAGACGCUAAAAAACUUUAAAUGUGGUAUUGUGAAACUGAAACUACCAACGGGUAUAGUACCCGUUAUCUAAAUAAGACUAUGAAAGUACGGGCUUUCAUGUUUGUAAUGUUGAAGCUUAUCGUAUCAAAAAUUGUCUAGGGUGUGGAUUUUAAGCUUGUUUGUGAACUAUGUCAUGAAAGUCUUUCAUGUAAAAGACUUCAACUCUUGAUAUGUAAUAUGACUAUGUCAUGAAAGUCUUCCAUGUAAAUGACAUCUAAAACUGAUAUGUAAUAGUUCAUGCAAGUCUUUCAUGUAAAAGACUUCAACUUGUGAUAUGUAAAAUAUGUUUUGCAUUGUGC